Molecule: messenger RNA, 4950 nt
Organism: Strongylocentrotus purpuratus (purple sea urchin)
Lineage: Eukaryota; Metazoa; Echinodermata; Echinoidea; Camarodonta; Strongylocentrotidae
Gene: lig4
Product: DNA ligase 4
Exons: 27
Coding region: 203-2995 (930 amino acids)
Biological process (GO): nucleotide-excision repair, DNA gap filling; DNA recombination; DNA biosynthetic process
Cellular component (GO): DNA-dependent protein kinase-DNA ligase 4 complex; DNA ligase IV complex
Molecular function (GO): ATP binding; DNA ligase (ATP) activity; DNA binding
Source: RefSeq, a predicted model, not a curated record
AAAAAUAAAUAAUUAGAAAACAUGGCAGCGCCCAUGCGAAUCUAAUUUUACUCCUCUCCUAUCUCCUUGGACCUGGCCUGGUGAGCGAACGCGAUCAAAUAACUCUAGUCUGGACUCUAGAUGUGUUUGAUUCAGUCACUUCAUUGCUGUUAACAAAGCUAUAGAAGAAUAAGCACCAUAUCUCGACGAUAAUUAAGGUACAAUGGCUAGUGCCGACCAGCAACCCACUUCAUGCACUUCUACAGGAGCUAGCACAGAGCCAGAGGGGCCAACCGUUGCAAGCCAGAUCCCUUUUGUACAGCUUUGUGGGUUCCUAGAGAGAGUCCAGAAGAAGAAGGGGAGCGAUGCAAAGAAACUACUCUUCAAGGAAUUCUUAGAAAAAUGGAGAGAAUUCCACAAAGCGAUGCAUGCCAAGAACCCAAACACGACAGAUAAUUUCUAUCCAGCAAUGCGACUACUGUUACCCCAACUUGAGAGAGAGAGAAUGGCUUAUGGCAUCAAAGAGCACACCCUAGCUAAAUUCUAUAUUGACAUCUUUGGUUUAGCCAAAGAAAGCACGGAUGCCAAGAAACUUCUAAACUACAGGGCUCCAACAGCUAAACAGGAAGCUGGAGACUUUGCUAGUGUUGCUUUCUUUGUCCUGCGUAAUAGAUGCCCAGAGAGAGGAAGCUUGACCAUUAAGGAUGUGAAUGACAGUCUUGACUCUAUCGCUCUCAACAAUGCUACCAAGAAGAAAGACCUGGUCAAGCAAAGUUUGUUGAACUUACUCAGGAAAACCAGCGCUAUAGAACAAAAGUGGUUCAUACGUAUGAUUAUGAAGGAAAUGAAAGUUGGUCUCAGUCAGCAGUCCAUUCUUGGAACCUUCCAUCCUGAUGCAGAAGACUUGUUCAAUGUUACCAACAGUCUCUCAAAGGUUUGCAGUGAUCUGUCUAGCCCGAGUGUGAGAUUGAAUGAGAUUGCCAUCAGUGUGUUCAGUCCUUUCAGUCCUAUGCUGGGUGAAAGAGCCAAAAUUACUGGGGUUGAGCGUAUGAUGGAGCACAAAGGUUUCCUGAUUGAAACCAAACUAGAUGGAGAGAGAAUGCAGCUUCAUAAAGAAGGAGACAAGUACAUGUAUUUCUCAAGAAGGUCACAUGACUAUUCUGGAUCCUUUGGCAAGAGCCCAAUGGAAGGGAGCUUGACACCAUACAUUGCAAACUGCUUCAAUAGAGAUGUUCAUUCCUGCAUAUUGGAUGGUGAGAUGUGUGCCUAUAAUUCAGAGACCAAAGCUUUCAUCUCAAAGGGAGAAAACUUUGACAUCAAAAGCCUGCGAGAUGAAGAAGAUGUUCAGGUGUGUUAUGCUGUGUUUGAUGUACUCCUUGUGAACAAUACCAAACUUGCAAACCGCCCCCUCAAGGAGAGACUCAACUACUUACCAAAAGUGUUCACUGUAAUUGAAGGAAGAAUGGUCUUGGUGGAGAGGAGAGAUGCAUCUACAAAGGCAGAGGUUGUAGAGGCAUUGAAUGAGGCUAUAGAUAAAAGAGAAGAAGGAAUCGUCGUUAAGCAUCCAGAGUCAACUUAUCGACCUGACAAGAGAAAAGGUAGUGGUUGGUUGAAGAUCAAACCCGAGUAUGUCGACAAUCUGAUGGAUGAGUUGGACCUUCUUAUAGUCGGAGGCUACUUUGGCAAAGGGUAUCGGUCGCAGCUCAUCUCACAUUUCCUCUGCGCACUAGCUGUUCCUCCAAGCAGGGAAGGAGACCAUCCCAAGAUCUUUUACUCCUUUUGUAAGGUCGGAUCGGGAUACACUUUACAGGAGCUCCUAGAUUUCAACCAGAAACUUGCCAAACACUGGAAGAAGUAUGACAAAGAGAACCCACCUAGAUGGUUACAGUGCACAAGGGAGAAACCAGAGCUCUAUGUGGAGCCCCAGCAUUCCUUCAUAGUUCAAGUCAAAGCUACCGAAAUCAACUCAUCUAAUGUGUACAGGACAGGAUGUACACUACGAUUCCCUCGUCUGGAGAAGGUUAGAGACGAUAAGGACUGGCACCAGUGUAUGACCACAGAAGAGAUGGAGAACAUGAGACAGCAAGCAGAGGGCAAGUUAACAGGAAGACACGUUAACGUGGAUGACGAUGAGAUCGUGACUACUAAGAGAAGAAAAGCAACAUCAAGAGCAGUAAUUCCGGUUGCUGUGCCAUCAAGGUUCAGAGCUGCAGACACUUCUAAUGUCAAACAGACGUCUGAAAUGCUGGAGGGACGAGAGCUCUGUAUCAUGAACAGUCCUGCAAGCCAUCCUAAGGAUCAGCUAGAGAAGAAGAUAGUAGAGUGUGGAGGCUUAGUGGUUCAGAACCCAGGUAUAGAUACAUACUGUGUGCUGGCGGACAAGGUUAACCUCAAGGUCAAGAACAUAUUCAGUGCCAAGAUAUAUGACGUUGUGAAGACUUCAUGGCUCAUUGAAAGCCUGGAUGCCGGUCGCUUAUUGCCAUGGUUACCAUCCCAUAUGCUGUUCACCUCUGCUAAGAUGACGGCUCAGUUUGCCUUGGACUAUGACUGUCAUGGAGACAGCUAUACACAGGACGUCAAUGAAGAGAAACUCAGGGAGGUCUUUGCAAAUGUGGAGAAGAAGAAGAGUAAGCAGCCAAUGACUGCUGAACAGAUAGCCGAGAUAGAGAUGGACUACUUUCCUCAAGACUCCCUCCUUGGUCUCUUUCGUCUGUGCCGUGUCUAUAUGGAUUCAUGCCUUGUCAUUGGGGAGGAGGACACACACAUCAAAGAUUGCUCUCUUGACCUGGUAUCCUUGGAGAUGAGGUUUCAUGGCGCCACCAUGUGUCCUAUGCUAGACAGGCAGGUCACUCACAUCAUCGUAGACAAAAGUGACCUUAGCAGAGUGAGAGAGUUCCGUCUACGAGGCCAGAAGCGAGCCUUGAAGCAGCACGUAGUCACCUCAGAAUGGGUCAGGGAUUGCAUCCAGAAAGAGAAAUUUCUCAGUGAAAGGCCCUAUGAAGCAGCAAUGUCUUGAGAUUUCUCCUUACAAAAAGUUGAAUACCCCCGGUAGAAAGAAAAGAAAUACAGAUUCAAUGCUGAAAGUGUUUUGAAUUAGUACUGUAAAUAUAUACAACGAUACUCCUGAAAUAGCCUAUCAUGUUUCUCAAUUUGACAGCUAGACAACUGAACAGUACCAGUUCUCUUGAUUCAUGUCAAAUUUGCCUCAACUCUAGUUUUAAAUGAAAGGGAUGUUAAACCCAAGGUUUGGUUGAAUAGUCUACAUUCAAAUUGAACCAUGCUCUCAUAACAUAAUGGAAGUAACCUUUGAAUGCCAUUAAUCCUAAACUUGUGCACAUUUUUGUUUGUAAUACAUGCCGAGUCAUUCAUGGAUACAUCUGAAUGAAGAAUCAUUUAAUUAUAAGAUACAUUAUCAACUAUCAUGCCAUUAUGAUAUAUUGAAAGCUGUCCUAGUGUUAGGGUUAUAGUUGCAAUUAUAUCAAUACUUUACUAAAAAUCCAUUCUGUAGCUGAAUACAAAUUAUGAAAUACAGUGAUUUUAUACUCGGGUGUUUUUUUAUAUAAAUGUUGUUUAAAUAUAUUUGUUAUGCAAAUGGGAAUAUUUAUUAGAUGCCAAUUUUGUGAAAUAAAGUACAAUCAGGAGAAUACUCUCUAUUUGGUAACAAUUUAUGAAAUAUUAUAAUGAUAAGAUUUAUUGCUAGAAACACUUCAUGUGACAUACAUGUAUAAAAAUGAUCCAACAUUUGCUCAUAUGACCAUUGCUCCAGGUUUUAUUUCGUCAAAUGUAUAGGGUUAGGGUUAGAGUUGCAAUUGUGUUUUAAUUUAGGUUUAGGUUUAGGAUUAGGACUAUGUUCAUUAUUUUGUUCAGAGUUAAAGGUUAUAUACCAUCAACUCAAACCUUGCAUUAUGUUAACAAUUAUGAAAGGUAAGGUUUUUUUUUAUUAUCAUGUACAUGUAUUCCUAGAUAUGUAACACACAUGCUUACUAUCAACUCAAACCUUAGAUAAAUACUUGGAACAAUCAUUUUGACUUUCAAGAAAGAUGAUUAAAGGUUAUUCUCGCUUGCUCUUUUCUCCUCUCUCUAUCUCACUCUCUGCCAGUGAGAAAAAUUAUGAUUUGAAAAGUAAGUCACUGUACUCUUAUAUUUUAGUCUUAUGUUGUAAGGUCAAGCACACUCAUGCAAGUAUGUUGUUAUUCAUUUUAUAUGUUUUCAGAAAUAAGGUUACAUCUUACAUGAAUUAAUGUCUGAUGAAUAUAAUUUAUUGUGUAUUUCAUUCCUAUCACUCAGUAUCUUAGUAUGACUUGUAAGAGUGGGCUGUCAUGGGGAAUUUAACACCAUUCUGGUGUUUACCCAUUAAAGUUGUUUAAUAAUCACCAGGAUUAGCUGUCAGUUUUAUGACCAACAUGCUCUAUGUAAUGCUCUACAUUUCUCCAGGGAGGUGAGACUUUAACUCACAUGCCCUGAUUUCUCCAUAUGAAAAAGUCAUUAUCUGAUAUUUGCAUCACUUGAAUACUCAAAGAGACGAGGGGAUAUUUCUUGACUGGCCUAUAAGUUUGCUGUGUGCAGAGUUGCACACCUUGUCUGGUGUCAGCGAAUUCUGUUCUUCUACACAUGAUAGCUGCCGACCUAUUCCCUUUAAACAAAUUAUGUCUUUCAAUGUGUAUUUUGUGUAUCAAUAAUCUUUCCUUGUAAAUUGUUUGCUUUACAUAUAAACUAUUAUGCCAUCAGUUGAAAGUAUAUGUGUGAAAUAGAUGUAUUUGUACAGGUCAUUUUUCCAAAUGUGCCAUAGUUUCUUCUUUUAUACAGGUUUUGUAGCAAUUAUUAAUGUAUAUACCACCUUGCCUUAAUUGUCUCUCAUUGUCGCGGAGUGUUUACUGUUUAUGACGAGAAUGAUUAUAAAAUAAUUUUUGAUCAGUAGACAUCAUGUGUUAGUACAUUGCAAAGCAAUAAAAUUGUGUUUUUCUAAGAAGC